GAGCCUUUGGGCUUCCGUAGCCGGCGAGGUCUGAGUCUGGGGAUUGCCCUUUGGUGGUGUUUUUCGAUGGAUCGGACGCCGUGAACCAGGGCUGUGGGGACAGCAGGACGAUCCGCGGGUCUGCACGCCGGCUGCACCAUGGUCCAGCUUAGUGCCCUGCUGCGCAAGGCCUACCGUGGCGGCCACCUCACCAUCCGCCUCGCCCUGGGCGGCUGCACCAACCGGCCCUUCUACCGCAUUGUGGCUGCCCACAACAAGUGCCCCAGGGACGGCCGCUUCGUGGAGCAGCUGGGCUCCUACGACCCGCUGCCCAACUGUCACGGGGAAAAGCUCGUUGCUCUGAACCUGGAGAGGAUCCGGCACUGGAUCGGCUGCGGGGCCCACCUCUCCAAGCCUAUGGAGAAGCUUCUGGGUCUGUCUGGCUUUUUCCCCCUGCAUCCUAUGAUGAUCACAAAUGCUGAGAGACUUCGAAGAAAACGGGCGCGUGCAAUCCUCUUAGCUUCUCAGAAAACAAACACAGAGGCUACAGAAACGGAAGGGAGCUGACUUCAGUGAAUGUGGCAGUGGUUACAAGGUCAAGAUCUUCUAUACGCAGAGCUCUUAAUUUUGUUAGGUUUGAAGAACAAUAAAUGGAGUUUUCUGAGUCACCCAUGCUCUUCAGGCCUGGCCUGAGUGGGAUCCAGAGAGAAAUUUGUUCUUGUCCCAGCAUAAGAGCUGGGGCUACAUACUAAUUAGCUUAUUUGGUCUUUGUCUUGGGAAAAACAGUGGCUGGGGGAAGAUUGGAUGACUUGGACAACAUUACAGUCUGCUGUCUUCUGAGA
Molecule: messenger RNA, 821 nt
Organism: Chinchilla lanigera (long-tailed chinchilla)
Lineage: Eukaryota; Metazoa; Chordata; Mammalia; Rodentia; Chinchillidae
Gene: Mrps16
Product: mitochondrial ribosomal protein S16
Exons: 3
Coding region: 139-546 (135 amino acids)
Biological process (GO): mitochondrial translation
Cellular component (GO): ribosome; mitochondrial small ribosomal subunit
Molecular function (GO): structural constituent of ribosome
Source: RefSeq, a predicted model, not a curated record